Molecule: messenger RNA, 3667 nt
Organism: Capsaspora owczarzaki ATCC 30864
Lineage: Eukaryota; Filasterea; Ministeriida; Capsasporidae
Exons: 1
Coding region: 91-3573 (1160 amino acids)
Source: RefSeq, a predicted model, not a curated record
UUGCUUCUUCGUUGACUUUUGGUCUCGCACUCGCGUUCACACUCCGCAGCAUUCGCAUCGAUCUUCCUGCUUCAAUAACAGUCACACGAGAUGGCGAGUGAGGGCUGGAGCGAUGUCGAUCUCGAGCUGACGAGCUCGGACAGUGCGACGUUGAAUUUUUCGCUGCCUGCGACGCCAGAACAGCUCCGCUCCACAUCGCUGCUGCUGCUGCACUCUGUGCACAAUCCUCAUCACAGCAGUAAUCAGCAGUUUGAACUCUUCCCAUCGACGCCCGCACGCAACAACGACGACGAGGCCGCUGAUCCGGUCAGUCACCAACAACAACGGCCAGACACACUGACCACGUCGCACUCAACCAUCAUGCUGAGCGCGGUCGAGGCUGGCUUUGGGAACAGCGCCAACUUGUGGCCGCUGGAAGAGUCUGCCGACGCCCCUCUGCGCGAGGACGACGAUCUCGAACGCGGCGACCAAGAGGACGAGGAAGAGGAAGAAGACGAGAAUCUCAAUCGAUCCAGCUGGAGCGUCUCAAGCCAUCGCACAACGACGAGUGCUACGACUGCUGCAGCCGACGAUGCUGAUGGCGCUGAUGAUGAUGGCAAUGUAACGAUGCACAAGGAUACGAGCGAGACGGACCUCCUGCUCCAGGACGCCGAGCUCGGAGGACAGCCGAUGACGUCUGCCGCCACUGCAGCUGCUGUCGGCGCAGACCAAGACGAGGUUGUUGAUGAUCACGGUCAUGAUGACGAUGAUGAUGAUCAGAACUGGGGCCUGAAGCAGCAAAGUGGCACCGCUCGACAUCCUAUCAUUGCCCGAUCCUUGCUCGACCAAAGCAUCACCGAACCCGGCGAAGCCGUCGAGUGGGACGAGGAGCGCGCCACGCGUCGCAACUCGCGUUUGAUUCUCGCAAGUCCAAACGCUCAUCGGACGGAUGCCAGGUCGCUGGACGAUUCGACGGCAAGCGUCGAGCUCGCAGAAAGCGUCCUCCCGAGCCCAUCCGUCGACGAUGUCUUCCACCAGCUGCUCGCCCAGCACCGAGAAAUGCAUCCGACGGAUCGUCUUCAGUCUGUGCCGACGGCAAUGAUCAUUCAUGAAUUUACAUCGACCGCCAAGCUUCCGUCCGAAGCCGUCAGUUCUCUGAUUUCUUGCCUCGACCCAACACACACUGGACGCGUCUCGGAGCAUUCCUUCCUGACGGGCGUCAACGAGUUUAUGGAGCUUUUGACGCGUGAAGACCAGAAGGAAGCCGAAGAUCUGCAUCUGUACGAUCAAGAAAAUAUGGCAGCGGUCUCGUCGCCCCUGUACGAACCGCUGCAUGAUGAUGAUCAUCACGACGACACCACCAACCCGGAUGCGGCGAUUGAAGCGGCGGCGCUUCCACCACCCGCCACCCCAGCCACGGGCCGCACCCAACUCAUCCAGAUGACUCCCGCGAGCUCACGCGUUCACGCAACCCCGCAAGGAGCAGCACAAGGCGCGCAUGGAGGGGUCUCGAACAACAACACUCCUCACGCCCAUCCAUGGGGCAGCAGCAGCGCAAUGGCAACCCCUGCUCGCGUCAACCUGCUGGCACGCGCGGACGAGCCCACGCACUACCUGUCGCCCACCGUUAUGGCCAAUCCCAUGUCGCCAACACGGGAGGCACUUUCGCAGCACUGGCAGCCAAACGUCAGCCACAGCCAGCUCCGGAAGCAACAGCUUGAGGAGCAAGAAAACGACCGGCGCGAUGCGCACGUCGAUCAGCUGCAGGCGGACAAGCAAAAGCUCACCCAGGAAGUGGAAAAGCUCGGCAAGGAACUGGUCGCAGCACGCAACGUCAUUGAGGAGUGCUUGAAAGUGAAGCAAGAGUUCCACACGGCCGAGCACGAACGGGUGCAGCUUUUGCAGCGGAACAGUGCCUUGAAGGACUCUGAAAAGCAGCUUCGGCACACGCUGGAUCAGGAGCGAACUGCGGCCAUGAAACACCAGAACAAGGUGAACGACUUGAGCGAAGAGGUGCAAGUCUUGAAAGACCAGCUCGCGCAGGCUCAUGAAGCGGUCGAAAAGUCGCAGACUGCGCACGCCUCGGACUUGCAGGAGCGCGAGCGCCUUUUGCAGGCGCAUGCGCGGGAAGUGAAGGACCUGCAAGCGAAGACGGCUGAGCUCCAGGACUCGCUCAGCCAGGCCAAGACUGAUCUCGACGAAUACGCGGCGAGUUUCCGAAAGCUGGAGCAGGAAAAGGACGACCUGCUGCAGCAACUUCGCGAAAUGGCACCCCCUCCGUCGCUCGAUCAGGAAGUGUCGCAAAGUGGACUGCCCUCCAUCGAGACGGAGCAGCGCAUCCUCGCCCUCGAGCAGCAGCUGCGCUCGGCUCAAGACGGCAUCCGCGAGCACGAGGCAAAGCAACUGGACGAGCGCACUCAGCACGCUGCCUUGGUCCGCCGCAUUGAAGGGCAGCUCGCGACUGCCCAGGCCGAAACGGUCGAUCUGGACCAAGACCUCCAGGCCGCCCGAGCAACCAUUCGCGAGCUCGAAUCGGCCAAGCUCCUGUCGGACCAACGCCAAAGUGAGCUGCAUCGCCUCACUGCCGAGCUGCAAGCGCGCGAUGCCCUCGUCCAGCAGCACCAAUCACGCGCAGAGGAUCAAACUGGCCUUGUUGAGCGCCUGCAUCGCGCGCAGACGACCAUCGACGAACUUCAGGCGGGCAAAUCGGCGGCGGACGCGCGCGAAGUCGAGCUGCAACGCGUGUCGACCGAGCUGCACCGCUUGGAAUCUGAGGCACUGCAGCAUCAGCAGCAGUCCAAUCAGUGGACGGCCGAGAUUGCGCAGCUUCAAACCCAACUGGGUCAGACCCAACAUCAGCGGGACGAGCUGCAGAUCGAACGCGACAGCUUACAGGCACGUGCCGCCGCCGCCGCCGCCGCCGCCGCCGCCAUCCCUUCCAGCAACCCCCUUCCAUCCGGUGCUCAUCACCAGCAUGAAGCCGAGACGCAUCAGUUGCGUGCCGAGCUCAACGCCGCGCUUGCUCUUGCCGAACAACGAGCAGGCGAACUGGUCCUGGUCAAGCUUCAAGCGGAAGACGCCAGCCAAAAAGCAGAGGGUCUGGCCCAAGACUUGCUUUUUGCGCGAGACAACAACCGUCAGCUGAAGCUCACCUUGGAAGAGGAGCAGCGAGGCCAGCACCAGCAGAUGGACGACAAUUUGCAACGCGUGGCGCACUUGAAGGCCGAUGUGGAGAUGUUGCUGCAGUCGCAUGAGCAUACCACCAAAUCCCUCACACAAGCGGCCCUUUCCCUGCAUGCCAAGCAACAGGAGCUUCGCGAUGCCGUUCAAGCGCAGCCACACCCAGCGCAUGCCUCGCCGUCCGCGCCUGCCUCUGCUUGUUCGCGCUUCAUCGGGCUGUUGGGCUCGGUGCUGCGCCUGGGCUUGCUUCUUGCGUUCCUGGUGGUGAUUUUGCUUGUGGUUGCGGAUGGAGCGCAGCGUCGUUGCGACUUGCAUUCGUGGGCCGAGAGAUUGACCAAUCCGGCGAUUGCCGAUUGGCUCGAUCAAGCGCUGCCCCGCCUCGUCCGUCAAGUGUACCACUCCCGUCCGUCUUGAAGAAAAGGAAGCGAAUCAAUUUGAUCAUAAUUUUGUUGUCGAUGUUUGUACAUGUAGUGUUUCGUUCAAUUCACAAUGUAUCAUUACAAUUCAC